AUGGCGAGUGUUGGUAAGAACGAAUCGUUGAGCGCACAGGCAUAUCAGUUGACCGCUACACCUUAUCCGGCGGUGGUGAAUGGGUUAGCCCUUUUGGCUACACCUAUGGUAUCACCACAGAUGAGUGCUACUGCAGGGAUGACAUCGCCAGCAUCGUCUGCAAAAGGUGUUAUGAAGAAUGUACUCUCGAUGCCUUCAUCGAGAAAUUCUACUAGAACGAUAGGCCCAUCCAAUAAAGCAGCGAUGCUUUUCGGUGGUGCUCAGUUGCUGGGAGCAUACAUUAUAAAUGAUGGUGACUUAGAGAAUGGUGCAGGGUUUGUUACUGCAUGGUCAGCUCUGUAUAUGAUAGUGAGUGGUAAAGGAUCCGUUAAAGCUCUGAGAUACGGAAGAGUGUGGCCAUUAGCAUUGUCUACAUUGGCGUUAGGUAACACAGUACUAUACGGUAGAAGGUUCUUGUUCAGUGACUUUAAAUAA
This is a messenger RNA of Nakaseomyces glabratus, 474 nucleotides long. RefSeq names its product Aim19p (gene AIM19). The record is from RefSeq and is a predicted model, not a curated record. Lineage: Eukaryota; Fungi; Ascomycota; Saccharomycetes; Saccharomycetales; Saccharomycetaceae. Gene Ontology annotation, cellular component: mitochondrion.